CUAUUAAAGAAGACUAAUUUGUUUAAGUUGUCAAUCACCAUUUAUUGUCAUACAUAUUAAUGUUAUUCAACUUCUGUCUUAUUGAUGUACCAUAAGCCAAUUCGGCUUAUGGUACCAAGAAACCAUAAACUUUUCUGAAGUUAUUCAUUCAUUCAACAAGAACCACAGUAUGGUGGUAAUGAAAAAGAAAGAGUUUUUAAUUAAGAUUAAGACAAUAGCAUUUAUUUGGUGAAAGUUCAAAGAUCAUGUUACGAAGGCAGUUUUCCAAGCACUUUAAAGUGUAUUCAGUUUUCUGGCAUUUAUGAUCUCAACAGCAUUGUGGUGUCUGAAGUGUAAUUUUUAAAAAAUCGAUUAUUGAAAAAAAUCCAGCAACGAGUUGCUUAACUUUCUCAGAACAUUUAGUGGUGCUGUCUGUUAUCAUAUUUCAUUUUUAAAAUUUUUAUAUUUUUAACUAUUAUAAAAUAGCAAAAAGUUUCAUUUUGAGGGUAGGGAUGGGUUUUAUAAAAAAAACUGUAAAUACUAAUAACAAGUAAAAUUGUUGAUAAGUCUGACCCUACUAGAGAUACACAUGACCCUCAUUAGCUCCUCACCUCCUUAACCUUUAACCACAAACAUCCAUACAUACAGAAAAAAACCCCUGAAUUUAUUUUGCAUUUCUCAAUGUUUCAAGGUGUCCUGAGUCAAAAGGUGCAAAAAUCUUGGGGUGGUCAUUUUUGACCAAUCACUAUACUUUUCCUGUGUUAAAUGUUGUAAGGGAUGUUACAACGAGCGGGCCCACCAACAGCGAGAGGGAAGAAACAUCUGGCAACACCGAGUUGAACGAGGCUUCGCGCGCUUAGAUCAUUGACGGUUGACGAUUAACUGUGUAACCAGCCGUACGAAUAAUAAAGUGUUUCAUCCGUAUUCUCAUCCGUAGUCUCAUCCCUUUGGGUUAUUGCGCAUAGACACGACAUAAAUGGUGCCGUGACCAGGAUUUGGCCAGAACCGACGUCAUCAGGUAUGCAAUUCCCUUGUUACUACCGUUAUCCGAUCCGUUGUCGUCCCGCUCAUUGUUACGGGCUUUCGCCGCCAUAUUGCCCGUCUUCUCCGUCGUUCGCAGAACUGAUUUCGUUACCCCACCGUCACCGUCGAUCGAAACAUGACCGAGACAUUUCCGAACGGAACAAAUCCAAAUUCCACCAAGGAAUUGAGUAAGCUCCGACACCGCCGUAAUACCAUAAGAACGUCCGUGACGAAGACGAUUGGCAAGAUCAACGCCAUUUCGGACUCGACGCCGUCCGAUGAAAUCGAACUGUCCCGUGACAUGUUGAACGAUUGGCUUAGGGAGUUAAAGAUAUUAGAUGAAGCUAUUCAUGAUAAACUCGAGGACACGGAAUACGAAACCGACGCCGCUGCCUGUGAAGAGAGAGAAGAAUCUACCCGACUUGCCGUGAUUCGAGCCCAACGAGUUCUCGACCGUAGGAACGCCGCAUCCGACCUCACCCCGGCAAGCCCCAUCAGUCCCGACUCUCCGUCCUUUAUUGGUCAACCACAGGCACCCACUCGCACCAGAUUGCCCGCCUUGGUCCUUGAAUCGUUUGAAGGAGAAAUAGCUAAAUGGCAACACUUCUGGGAACAGUUCACAGCGGCCAUUGAUGAGGACCCAAAUAUACCGGACAUUGAAAAGCAUGUCUUCCUUCGGGGAUAUCUUCGCGGUGAGGCUAAGCGCCUAGUAGAUGGCAUCGCCAUAACCGCAGGGACAUACGCGGAGACCAAGGCUCGACUACUGAAGAAAUACGGAGAUAAGAACCGUAUAAUUCAGGCCCACAUCGACUACCUACACGGUCUACAACCUUUAAUCCAUCCGACCGCCGCCAAAUUGAACGACCUCUUCGUGGAGUGCAACAAUAGAGUGCACGCCCUGAAAGCCCUGGGAGAGCCCAUUAGCCACUAUGGACGCAUCCUAACGCCGAAAAUCCUUCGUGCAUUCCCAGAUUCUUUGUGUGAACGAUAGCUCAUUCAUGCCCGUCAUAAGGGUAUCAGUGAAUCCGAUCUGGAACUAUUGCUGAAAUUUGUGGGAGACGAAAUAGACGGUAUCACCACUGCUGCUACUAUCCAUGGAACACAGGACCAAUUUCUGACAAGAAAAGAACCCCGAGUUACAGCAGCCGCUCUAGCAGUCCGGACGAGGAAUAAGUCCUCGGGAAGAAACACUAAAGGGAGAGAAUCAUCCCAUCCCCCGUGUGCCUUCUGCAACAGCUUCCUCCACUUCAGUUCUGAUUGCGCACUCAUAACAAAUCCGAGAAAACGUG
Molecule: messenger RNA, 2291 nt
Organism: Centruroides sculpturatus (bark scorpion)
Lineage: Eukaryota; Metazoa; Arthropoda; Arachnida; Scorpiones; Buthidae
Exons: 1
Coding region: 1139-1993 (284 amino acids)
Source: RefSeq, a predicted model, not a curated record